AUGAAAUAUUUGAAAUUCUAUAGAAAUAAGUAGAUGAAAGGAAAAAAAAGAAAAAAAAUAAAAAAUAGCAGAGAUCAAAUAAGACAAAAAAAAACUUGUAAAUAAUGCAAUUUACUAUUAUUUGGAUAGACUGAUGGUCUAGCUAAACAUCCUUAAUAAUUUUAACCAGGAAAAGGAAUCUGUUAGUUUUUCUAGAAAAGUGACUUUCUCUUGCCCAAAUAACCAAAAUCAGGUUUAGAACGAAUUCAAAGUGCAUGGUUACCAACUUACACUCAUUCUCGUUUAAUGAGUGCUACACCAUUAGACACAGAGCCAUUUCCUCGUCCUCCUUCUGUUAAAGAGAAAGUUUGGAGACCAUUCUCAUCUCAACCGAAUAAGCUGAACAUGAUAUAAUUAGUGCCUCAUAGUCCAAAGGAUGAUGCAUUAACUCCGAAGAAGAAUUCAUUAGCCUUUGAUAUAGGUGAAAAACUAGUUCCAAUGAAGCCAUUUCAACCAACCAGAAGAAUAUUUAGUGCAUUUCCAAAAUGA
Molecule: messenger RNA, 528 nt
Organism: Paramecium tetraurelia
Lineage: Eukaryota; Ciliophora; Oligohymenophorea; Peniculida; Parameciidae
Exons: 2
Source: RefSeq, a predicted model, not a curated record